AUGCACGAAAGUGCACCCUCAAGCUGCAGCGAAUGCGCAAACCCGGCUGGGGUUAACUACGACACCUCGACCUGGGUCAAGCGGUUCGCAGCUACCACCACCAAGUGCGCCUUACGCCAACGGUGUAUAAGAGUCGUAGGUGACGCCUCGAAAGAGCACACGUCUUCUCGCCACGCCAGCGGCAACAUGAGCAAUCUUUUCGCUCGGGGUGACUUCAUGCGGUUGCAGUUCGACGAAUUGGAUCGUGACCGUGACGGUUUCAUCACUGAGGCUGACCUCAAGGCCAGCGUCCAAGGUCACCAAGUCCAUUCCUGCGCCAUCAACUGCUUUUUCAAGCGCUACGAUAAAGACGGUGACCGAAAAAUUUCCUUCGAAGAGUACCGAAAUGGACUGCUAGCCUACCUGUUCCAAAACCUUCAGAACGAAGACAUGGCUCGGUCGCUUUUCGGCUUCCUCGACACCGACAAGUCAGGAUCGGUGAGCACGAAGGAACUCUACAGCUUCUUCGAGGGCUGCAUCGGGUGUCUGCCGAAGGAGUACGUCACCGACUUCCUCAACGGCCUGGACGAGAACAAGGACGGGGAGAUCAGCGAGGCGGAGUUCCUCGCGUUCGUGAAAAAGAACCGCGCCAAACAGUGUGCUGGUUGCGCCGCUUCGCAGCAAUCAUUUGUGCCCUCGUCGAUGCGAUGA
This is a messenger RNA of Mesocestoides corti, 690 nucleotides long. Lineage: Eukaryota; Metazoa; Platyhelminthes; Cestoda; Cyclophyllidea; Mesocestoididae. The record is from the annotation of a GenBank genome assembly.